UUCGUUUAAUUGUUCUUUUUAUGGGAGUUUAUUUAAACUAUAUUCCCAUAUUUCUGCUAAACUUGAUCAGAAUUUGUAUGAAAUAAUUUUUUUGGUGUAUAUAUAAAAAAAAGAUGACAAUUUGAGAUAUGGGUUUUGGUUCUUUAUGGAUAUACUUUUAUUAUUUGUAUUUUUUAGAUGCUAAUAUGGAGGAUUAUGGAUAUUCCCAAGUUUCUGCUAAACUUGAUCAGGAUUUGUAUGAAAUAAAUUUUGGUGUGUAUAUACAUUAAAAAGAUGACAAUUUGAGACAUGGGGUUUGGUUCUUUAUGUAUAUACUUCUAUUAAUUGUAUUUGUUAGAUGCUGAUAUGGAAGAUUAUGGAUAUUCCCAAGUUUCUGCUAAAUUUGAUCAGGAUUUUUAUGAAAUAAUGUUUUUGGUGUAUAUAUACAAUAAAAAGAUGAAAAUUUGUCACAUGGGUUUUGGUUCUUUAUGUAUAUACUCAUAUUAUUUGUACUUGUUAGAUGCUGAUAUGGAGGAUUAUGGAUUUGAGUAUUCGGAUGAGGAGCCUGAAGAGCAGGAUGUUGACAUUGAGAAUCAGUAUUACAAUUCAAAAGGUUUGGUUGAGACGGAUCCGGAGGGUGCGCUGGAAGGAUUUGCCGAGGUGGUACGUAUGGAACCUGAGAAGGCAGAAUGGGGUUUUAAAGCUCUUAAGCAGACAGUCAAAAUUCAUUAUCGUUUAGGGAGGUAUAAGGAGAUGAUGGACGCUUACAGGGAAAUGCUUACUUAUAUUAAAUCAGCAGUAACACGAAAUUACAGCGAGAAGUGUAUAAACAACAUCAUGGAUUUUGUAUCUGGCUCAGCUGGUCAGAACUUUGGGUUGUUGCGGGAGUUCUACGAAACCACACUGAAAGCCCUUGAAGAGGCUAAAAAUGAAAGGUUGUGGUUUAAGACAAAUCUUAAGCUUUGCAAUAUCUGGUUUGACUUGGGAGAGUAUGGUAAAAUGAACAAGAUUUUGAAGGAGCUUCACAGAUCUUGUCAAAAACCUGAUGGCACUGAUGAUCAAAAGAAGGGGACUCAGCUCCUGGAGGUUUAUGCUAUUGAAAUUCAAAUGUACACUGAGACAAAGAAUAACAAAAAGCUGAAGGAAUUGUAUGGGAAGGCUCUUACAAUCAAAUCAGCUAUCCCCCAUCCUAGAAUAAUGGGAAUAAUUCGUGAGUGCGGUGGGAAAAUGCAUAUGGCACAAAGACAGUGGGCAGAGGCAGCUACUGACUUUUUUGAAGCUUUUAAGAACUAUGAUGAAGCUGGUAAUCACCGGCGCAUCCAGUGCCUGAAAUACUUAGUACUGGCCAACAUGCUUAUGGAAUCACAAGUGAAUCCAUUUGAUGGGCAGGAGGCAAAACCGUACAAAAAUGACCCAGAGAUCUUGGCCAUGACAAAUUUGAUCGCUGCAUAUCAACGAAAUGAGAUAUUGGAAUUUGAGAAAAUCCUUAAGAGCAAUAGAAGAACCAUCAUGGAUGAUCCAUUCAUUAGAAAUUAUAUAGAGGACUUGUUGAAGAAUAUAAGGACUCAAGUGUUGCUGAAACUCAUUAAACCAUAUACACGGAUCAGGAUUCCUUUCAUAUCGAAGGAGCUCAACGUACCAGAAGAUGAUGUCGAAACGUUAUUGGUGUCGUUGAUAUUGGAUAACCGGAUUCAAGGUCAUAUCGACCAAGUAAACAAAUUGUUGGAGCAUAGCGACAGGUCAAAGGGGAUGAAGAAGUAUACAGCUAUAGAUAAAUGGAACACACAAUUUCACUCUCUUUAUCAAACCAUUAGCAAUAGAGUGGGCUAAAAUCUGAGUUCAAUUGAAGGAAGAGUAGUGUUUUUUUGUUUCUAGCAAUGCAUGAUUAGCAGCAAGUUACAAAGAGAAAGAAGGACAAGAAGAAAGAGUACUAAUUUUCUCCUGUCUAUUUAUGUUUUCGACUUUACAAAUUUAGCCCUUUGUAUUUCCAUCCUCCUAUUCAAUUUUUAGGUUGAACUCUGAGAAAUUUUAAGAAUAAUGAGUACUUGCUUUGAUGCAAUGUUUUCCAAGUUGUGAGAUGAGCUUAUAGACAUUGAUUUUUUUGCCAA
Molecule: messenger RNA, 2087 nt
Organism: Lycium ferocissimum
Lineage: Eukaryota; Viridiplantae; Streptophyta; Magnoliopsida; Solanales; Solanaceae
Product: COP9 signalosome complex subunit 2-like
Exons: 11
Coding region: 346-1809 (487 amino acids)
Biological process (GO): protein deneddylation
Cellular component (GO): COP9 signalosome
Source: RefSeq, a predicted model, not a curated record